CGCGGUUAUAAGGGAGGGAAAAGUUCCCUGCGCCGGGAGCCGGGCAGGCGCACGCUCGUACGGCGGCCGCAGCGGCAGGGCGGGGCCGCGGGGGAGCGGGUGGCAGCGGAGGACGCCCCCGGGGACGCGACUCGCUCCCCUCGGGGUCUCUGUCGGACCUCGGAAAGGUACCGGCAGGGGGCGGGGGGGCCGAGGGCUUUUGCACGGGGCCAUGGGCGACGUCGGGGAGCCCGGCCGGGGGCCCGCGCAGCCGGGGGCGCCGCUGCCCACCUUCCGCUGGGAGCAGAUCCGCCCGCACAACCUCCCGGGCGACAAGUGGCUGGUCAUCGAGCGUCGCGUCUACGACAUCAGCCGCUGGGCACAACGGCACCCGGGGGGCAGCCGCCUCAUUGGCCACCACGGCGCUGAGGACGCUACGGAUGCCUUCCACGCCUUCCACCAGGACCUCGAUUUCGUGCGCAAGUUCCUGCAGCCCCUGCUGAUUGGAGAGCUGGCCCCGGAGGAGCCCAGCCAGGAUGGACCCCAGAAUGCCCAGCUGGUUGAGGACUUCCGAGCCCUGCGCCAGGCAGCUGAGGACAUGAAGUUGUUUGAGGCCAAGCCCACCUUCUUCGCUCUCUUGCUGGGCCACAUCCUGGCCAUGGAGGUGCUCGCCUGGCUCACCAUCUACCUCCUCGGCCCGGGCUGGGUGCCCAGCACCCUCGCCGCCCUUGUCCUGGCCACCUCCCAGGCUCAGUGUUGGUGUCUGCAGCAUGACCUGGGCCAUACCUCCGUCUUCCGGAAGUCCCAGUGGAACCACCUGGCCCAGCAGUUUGUGAUGGGACAGCUGAAGGGCUUCUCUGCCCACUGGUGGAACUUCCGCCAUUUCCAGCACCACGCCAAGCCCAACAUCUUCCACAAAGACCCGGAUGUGACCGUAGCGCCCGUCUUCCUCCUGGGGGAGUCGUCGGUCGAGUACGGCAGGAAGAAGCACAGAUACUUGCCCUACAACCAUCAGCAUCUGUACUUUUUCCUGAUCGGCCCGCCGCUGCUCACCCUGGUGAACUUCGAAGUGGAGAAUCUGGCGUACAUGCUGGUGUGCAUGCGGUGGAUGGACUUGCUCUGGGCUGCCAGCUUCUAUUCCCGCUUCUUCCUGUGCUACAUCCCCUUCUACGGCGUUCCUGGGGCGCUGCUCCUCUUCGUCGCUGUCAGGGUCCUGGAGAGCCACUGGUUCGUGUGGAUCACGCAGAUGAACCACAUCCCCAAGGAGAUCGGCCAUGAGAAGCACCGGGACUGGGCCAGCUCUCAGCUGGCAGCCACCUGCAAUGUGGAGCCUUCGCUCUUCAUCGACUGGUUCAGCGGGCACCUCAACUUCCAGAUCGAGCACCACCUCUUCCCCACGAUGCCAAGGCACAACUACCGUAGGGUGGCCCCGCUGGUCAAGGCGCUGUGUGCCAAGCACGGCCUCAACUACGAGGUGAAGCCCUUUCUCACCGCCCUGGUGGACAUCGUUGGGUCCCUGAAGAAGUCUGGCGACAUCUGGCUGGAAGCCUACCUCCACCAGUGAAGGCGGCACCCAGGGCCCCAGCGACCACCAAGCCGGCCCAGGCAGGCUUGACCACUCUGCCCCACCGCCACCCCCACCCCCACCCCACCCCCACCUGGCCUAGGGGGCCCUGCCCACCCUUCUGGAUCUGCUGUCCUCACCUCACCACCCCCCUCACCUGUCUGCUUGGCAGCCCUAAGGCCAUGGCUCUUGGCCAAACAGGACCAGGGCUAGGGGGAUAGUACAUAAAGCCACACAGCAUGGCAUGUUUUCCUAGAGCAAAAAUUUAGGGAAAACGGUUAUUUUUAUAUAAAAACAAACACAGA
Molecule: messenger RNA, 1848 nt
Organism: Leopardus geoffroyi (Geoffroy's cat)
Lineage: Eukaryota; Metazoa; Chordata; Mammalia; Carnivora; Felidae
Gene: FADS3
Product: fatty acid desaturase 3
Exons: 12
Coding region: 212-1543 (443 amino acids)
Biological process (GO): lipid metabolic process
Cellular component (GO): membrane
Molecular function (GO): oxidoreductase activity, acting on paired donors, with oxidation of a pair of donors resulting in the reduction of molecular oxygen to two molecules of water
Source: RefSeq, a predicted model, not a curated record